Molecule: messenger RNA, 546 nt
Organism: Akanthomyces muscarius
Lineage: Eukaryota; Fungi; Ascomycota; Sordariomycetes; Hypocreales; Cordycipitaceae
Exons: 3
Coding region: 1-546 (181 amino acids)
Source: RefSeq, a predicted model, not a curated record
AUGAAGUUUUCGCUCCUUGAGGCAUCCGCUGCGCUUUGCAUGGCCCUUGCCCACACGGUGCUGUCUGAGCAGCGCAUCGGUGCCGGCAACUUUACUUUGACAAGAUGCCCCCCAGGAUUCGGAGGGGAAAAUUGCUUUAAGGAUGAAAAACCUGCUGUCGUUUAUCCCGCCAAAGAAGAUACUGCACCCGGAUACAGAAACGGUUUCUACGACUUCAUUGUUGAAUGGGAAGCGACGCAUCUCCUCACCUGGGAGAAAGAGGACGAUGAGCCCAGGAACUUGACAUUUUCUCUGGGCGAGUAUUCACUACAAAGAAUAAUCCGCUCCGAAAGGGCAAUGAAUUUCACGUUCAAGGACUUGGCUAUCGAGAUGGCGCCAAAAUCUAACAGUAGCUUUCCUGAGCGAGUUGUACUCGCGGCCGCCAUGCGCAGCUCAUGGAAUAGUAUCGAAUUCAAGGUCUGGAACGAUGCGCACAACAUGACCUUCGGCAACGGAAUCAAGGCUUUUUACGCUCUCCCUGCGAACUUUUUCACAAUGAAGUUCUAA